Molecule: messenger RNA, 7131 nt
Organism: Ruditapes philippinarum (Manila clam)
Lineage: Eukaryota; Metazoa; Mollusca; Bivalvia; Venerida; Veneridae
Exons: 12
Coding region: 160-2289 (709 amino acids)
Molecular function (GO): metal ion binding
Source: RefSeq, a predicted model, not a curated record
UACGUUACAGUAAAAACAAGUUGAUAUGCAUUGAUUCCCGGCCGAGCGUACAUUUUAUUUAGGCAGCACGCAUAAACGGUAAAACCAUUCGAAUGGCGGGAGAAAAAGAAAACAAUAUAUGAAAAAACUAAAUUGGAGUAUCAACUUGAAAAAUAGAAAAUGGCAACAAUUGUGAACAUUUUUGGAAAACUGUACACAUUCAUGAGAAGAGGGCAGCCUGUCCCAACCACUACAGAUGAGAAUGAAACUAGGACAGAUAAUGUGGUAGCUGAUGGUGCUAGUUCUACAGAUGAUGUUGAGGAAUGCCAGGAAGCUUAUCACAGUGAUGAUAAGGAGUUUGUGGUGGUCAACAAAGGGCUGGAGAAACUGGAAAAGUGUAUGACAGAUUCUACAGCUAGUAGUGACUGGGAACACAUUCCAGAUGUUACCAGACAUGCUGGAAAAGCAAAAGAUGGUACAGGCCAGUGUUUAGAUAUACCAGAAAUUUUGUUGAAUGGGAGCACACUUUCAGGAACAGAUUUAGAUGCUGUGUAUUUGUCAAAGUCCAAAGAUGACCAAUCAAAGGACAAUGAAUUACAGGAUGAAAUUACCAUAGAGGUUGAGAAGGGUAAAAGCGAUACAGGAGUACUGACUGAAAGUAAACAAAUAACCAAUCCAGAUAAAGAAGAUAGUAAAGGGCAGAUUAUUACACCAGAUAAGGAAGAUAGUAAAGUGCAGAUUAUUACACCAGAUGAAGAAGAUAGUAAAGGGCAGAUAACUCAGUCAGAUAAAAAUAGUAUAGGGCAGAUAACUAAGUUGGAUAGAGAAGACGGGAAAGAGAAAAAAGUCAAUGAAAGUAAAAGAGGAAAAGACAGGAAGAUGUGCAAGUUUAUCAAACGUGGUCAGAGAUGCUAUAAGGGUCCAAAUUGCAAAUUCGCUCAUUCAAAAGAACAUGGACAGCAAGUUGUAGCAGAACCAGGGAAAUCAUUAGAUGAAAAAGAUUUCCAUUGCUACAUAGAUUUUGUCCAUAAAAGCACAGAACAAGGUAUACAAAUUAGUUCAAAGGAUUUAUUCUACAAGCUUGGCUAUGAGAAAGGAGUGGACGUUGAAAAGGUUGGUGAGGCAGUGCUGGGACAGUAUCAAUUAGCAAAGGGUAGAAAUAAUUGGUCCUGGGUAACAGAGGCUAGAUAUUUUGCCGAGUUAUUUUUUGCUCCAGAUUGGAUUGAUAGAAAUAUACCGCACAGGGACGUAAAGUCAAACAGGAAGAAUCGACCCAGCAAGAAAAACAAGCACAACUAUAAUGAACAUUUUGAAAAUCCUUCUGGUUUGUGCAGAGACUAUCGACUGAAAGAAAAUCCAGAUAUACAGCUAGUGUCAGCUAAUGCUGCAGGUGACAGUAAUAGCAAUGUGUCCCCAGGACAAUCUUUGUCAAGUCAUGUAGAUAAUCAUGGUGAUGAAGGACAUUCUUCUACAGGAAAACCUUCGAAUGUGGAUGAUUUUGUCACCGACUAUACUGAUGAAAUAAUUCAACAGGCAAUGAAGAUGGCAUUAGGUGAUGGUCUAUCUGAAUCUGCUAUAAUGGAAGUAAUAGAAGAAGUAACAUCAGUUGAUCAGAUCAGUACACCAUUUAAACGUAACAAACAGACAAAACUUGAUGUUAACAGGACACCUAGACGACGACCUGACCAGCUGGCUCUAGGAUUUAAUUACCACUCGGAUCUGGUUGUUCAGCAGUCGCCAAAAACUGUUCGUGGGGAGAUUAUACCCCUCGAUACACUACAGAAACCACGCGAACGUCCGGAACAACUUGCGGUCAGCUUUAACUAUUUAGCUGAACAACUGGUAAAAGAUUCACCUAAAACAGAAACUGGGGAAGUUAUCAUUGAAGGUGUUGUCACAACUCCAAGAAGGUUAGCACGGGAUCAAUUAGCAGUUGGUUUCAACUAUCACUCAGAUCAGAUUGCUAAACUGUCAUCACCCAAGGAAGAAAACAUGGACUCUAAUGAAGAAUUAGACAUUGAUUAUAUUAACCAAAAAAAUGACACUCUCACAUUAAUGAAUGGGGACAUCAAAGGUCACGAUGAGGUCAAAUCGGCAAAAAGGUCAAUAAGUGACACAAUUGCUGUUGGAUUUAGUUAUAACUCUGACCAGAUACUGAAAGAGUCGUUGGAUAAGAUAAACGGAAAUCUGCCAAAUGAUAACGUUGUAUCUAGCCUUAUUGAGGAUGUGGUAAUUGGGGAAGGUAGAAAUAUUGUUGAAGUAGUUGAUGAUAUACCAGUCGUAGGACUACCCGCUGGUAGUGUCUGGUAAACAGAAAAAACAAUAUAAACUUACGUUGUGAAUUGUCUUUAGGCAUCGGUUGUUUUGAAAAUCCUUUGUUUCAUUGUAUAAAUUGUGGUAUAAAUUUUCAUAUGUUAUUAUUAUUAUUUCUAAACAGUUUGCAUAUUUAUUUACAUAUUUUAAUUAUAGCAGAAUAAUUAAGAAGAAAAAAAUCUAUAAGUUUAAAAGUAUUAACUAACAUAAUUUGACAUGUUCCAUACUUACUGUUACUUCUUAGUUUUAUAUAUGAAAUUUUUGUAAUUAUUUUUUCUUUUUUUUUGUGGGGGGGGGGGGGGGGUAUUUUUAAUUCAUUGGAAACAUUUCGAAAACUGGUUAGCAUGUACUGGUUUGUGUAUAAAAAUGUUAAAUUUUUUUUUUUUUUUUUUUUUGCUUAAAAAAUCUCAAGUUUUGAAGAUUUUUAAAGGUUUAUAUAAACCAAUAUUCUUCGGGAUAUUAGAUGGUUGUGAUAUAGGAAACUUUGAUAUUUUAUUUCUUGCUUUUUAGAAAAUUUAUAAAACAUAACUGCAAAGUGUAUUUUUAUAUUAGGAUAUAUUUUCACUGCAGUCAGACACUACAUGUAUCUUACAGCAGAUGAAUUGCAUGUAUCAGAAAUAUUAUAAAAUUAGAUAUUUUCACAAGGCCAAAAUUUUGCAGAAUCUACAUUUUAGAUUAAUUAUUAAGUAAAAUAUUCAAGAGUUUCUCGUUUCAUGAUUUCAUUUCUGUAUUAUUAUUUUUUGUAAGCAAUCUGUUAACGUUUAAGAUGGUAGUUGUGCGUUUUUGGUUUUCCGACUUUUGCUAUUAUCUCAGGAAUAGAUAAAAUAAUAUUUAGUCUCCCAUAUCCAUUUGUAUUCUCAGGAAAUUUAUCAUGUUUUCACUUUCCAGGUCAUGAGUGCAAAAGUAUUUAAAGAUGAUCUAGAGUGAUUUAACUAAGAUACAUUUUCACGGCAAUCACAUAUAUUAUAAUAAGUCAGAAUAUUCAUUUUAUCAAAUGCAGGUCUAGUAUGAAUAUUGAUUGCCAUCAGUAAGAAACUAUGAAACUUAGUUAAAAUUAAUGCUUGGGUGAAUUUAGGAUCUACAUAUAUCUUGAUUACUUAUAAAGAUUUUCCUUAAACACUCUAUCUGUUAUGAAAGUUUGCAUGUUUGAUUUAGUGGUCCUUGCAGGUUUCAUGGACGUCUCAAGUUCAUUAAGGUUUAAUGGACAUCUCAAGUUCAUUUAGGUUUCAUGGACCUCUCAAGUUCAUUUAGAUUUAAUGGACCUCUCAAGUUCAUUUAGGUUUAAUGGACCUCUCAAGUUCAUUUAGGUUUAAUGGACCUCUCAAGUUCAUUUAUGUUUAAUGGACCGCUCAAGCUCAUUUAGGUUUCAUGAAUCUCUCAAGUUCAUUAAGGUUGCAUAGACCUAUCAAGUUCAUUAAAGUUGAAUUGUCUGAUUAAGCUCAUUUAGGUUUCAUGAACCUCAAGUUCAGUUAAAUUCAUGGACCUCUCAAGUUAAGUUAGGUUUCAUGGACCUCUCAAGUUCAUUAAGGUUGCAAAGACCUAUCAAGUUCAUUAAAGUUGAAUGGUCCGAUUAAGCUCAUUUAGGUUUCAUGAACCUCAAGUUCAGUUAGAUUCAUGGACCUCUCGAGUUAAGUUAGGUUUCAUGGACCUCUCAAGUUCAUGUAGGUUUUAUGGACCUCUCCAGUUAAUUUAGGUUUCAUGGACCUCUCCAGUUUAUUGAGGUGACAUUGACCGGAGUUCAUUUACUUGUAUGCAAAGGUGUUGAUGUUAAGGAGUUUGUAUAUUUGUUAUGUAUUUAAUGGCAAAGAUUGUCACAAAGUUGUUGACAAAUGAUUUUGAAUAUAAGUUUAAUUUUGGAGCAGGUAUUUUGUCAAAAGAAUAUACAGCAUAUUAGAUAGCGACAUGCUUGCAUUGUUACAUAUGUGUAUGAUAAUAUUUGUGCUGUAAAUUACUAUUUGUAUAUAUAUGUACUUAUCACAUGAUGUCACAUGUUUUCAAUGUUAUAUUUAACCAUUGUGUAUUUUGUUCAUAUUACAAAAUAAUGUAUAAAAUAAUGUUUGUGUGAUAGAAUCAAAAAUUGUCUGUAUGUGUGAUGGCAAAAUUUAAAUGCAAAAUAACAAGGUGGACUAUGGAUAUGGUGUGAACGAAAAAUAAUUUAUGAUGAAAAGUACAACAACGAAUAUUGCUAGUAUAAUUUUGAAAAUAUGUUUUCUUACAGUUGAAGAAUUAUCAUUAUGACUAUUUAUUGAUGCACAAGUCUUGUUGCUGUAUAUAUUAUUGUGAUGAAAUUAAUAUUUUUUUUGUGAAUAUAUUUUUACACAUGAAAACCAUACCAGGUGCGUGCUUUGUAGAAUUUUCAUGCAUAUCAGACAGGAUUUUCUACAUUUUACAAUGGUGCUAAAAAAAAACUUACACCCCCUGUGUAAGACAAGUUAUGUGCUUUAAAUGACCUCAUUCCCACUUGCCUUUUAUGAAUAAAUUGCAUGCUUAGUGCAUCGUCAUUUUACUGUAUUACUGAAGUUAAACAUUCAUACACUUAUGUAAGUAAAAAGUGCUAAAUGGCAUAAUUAUGUAAAUUUUUUCAGAAAUAUGAUUUCUAUCUAAUAUGCAAAAAAAAAUAUAAAAAAUCUAACGCUAUUGUCACAGACAGGACUAUCUCGCUUUCAAGGUUACUGAGUAUCAACUACCUGGUUGGUGCUGUAAACAGUCACCCUAAGGUAGGUAUUUCGGUCAAUACCAGUUGCAGGUGUAAGAAUCGUAUAUUACUUGAUCAGUAUUAUUGCCAAAGUUAAUCAGUAUUGCCAUAAUUUUUGUAGGUGCCAUGUUCUGUAUUAUUGUCAUAGUUUAUCACUUUUGUUUCCUAGGCAAUUGUUCUGUAUUCAGGAAAUACUUGCAAAUGAACUAAUUUGGAGUGCAUUGCACAAUAACACAGUAAAUUUCAUUUGUUUGCUUGGUUUGUGAAAAAAAAGUUUUUUGCCAUAUUCUUCACUUGUGUUAACGAUGUAAUAGCAAGUCCAAGGGCAUGUGACGUAACUCUGCAGACAUAAUUGUAAAAUUAUGUCCCUUUCAGGAGAAAGUUUUACAUGUAAGCAGAUUUCUCAGAAACUAGUGAAAGCACCACAUGUCCCUCAGCACUCAGAUGGCCUUUUAAAACAAGUUAAAUUGCUCUUACUUGUUUAUUUUUUAUUUUAUUUUUUUUCAACGAAGAAAAUAUUUCUUUUAUUCUAGAAUAACAUGUAUGUUUAGUUCCAGUGGUAAUGUGGACAAAAGUAUCUGAUUCUCAAUCUGUGGAAUGUUGGCUUGAUUCAUUAUUUGUGAGACCAUUACUCGGAAGAAUCAGGCUCAAGAGUUGUUCAUUUAAGCUUCAAUCUUUUCCAUUUUUGACUUGUAGUAAGUCAAAGCUCUUGGUUUUUCUACUCGGCCCAGGUUUCAGGGAUCUUGUUUCCAACAAUAUGUCUCGUUUAAACAAAAUUCUUAUAAGAAUUUUCUGGAACUUUAUGGUCAAAUAUUUACUUUUUAGCUCGACUAUUCGAUAAGAAUAAGUAGAGCUAUUGCAGUCACCCGAGCGUCGGCGUCGGCGUAACCACUUAUGUUAAAGUUUUUGUAAUAGUUCAAAUAUUUUCAAAGUCCAUAGACAUAUGGCUUUGAAACUUUGCACACUUGUUCACCAUCAUGACCCCAACCUGUAGACAGGAGGAGGUAACUCUAUCAAGCAUUUUGACAGAAUUAUGCCCCUUUUUCGACUUAGAAUUUACGUUUAAGUUUUUGUAAUAGUUUAAAUAUUUUCAAAGUCCAUUGACAUAUGGCUUUGAAACUUUACACACUUGUUCACCAUCAUGACCCCAACCUGGAAACAGGAGGAGGUAACUCUAUCAAGCAUUUUGACAGAAUUAUGCCCCUUUUUCGACUUAGAAUUUACGUUAAAGUUUUUGUAAUAGUUCAAAUAUUUCAAAGUCCAUUGACAUAUGGCUUUGAAACUUUGCACACUUGUUCACCAUCAUGACCCCAACCUGGAAACAGGAGGAGGUAACACUAUCAAGCAUUUUGACAGAAUUAUGCCCCUUUUUCGACUUAGAAUUUACGUUAAAGUUUUUGUAAUAGUUCAAAUAUUUUCAAAGUCCAUUGACAUAUGGCUUUGAAACUUUGCACACUUGUUCACCAUCAUGACCCCAACCUGGAAACAGGAGGAGGUAACUCUAUCAAGCAUUUUGACAGAAUUAUGCCCCUUUUUCGACUUAGAAUUUACGUUAAAGUUUUUGUAAUAGUUCAAAUAUUUUCAAAGUCCAUUGACAUAUGGCUUUGAAACUUUGCACACUUGUUCACCAUCAUGACCCCAACCUGUAAACAGGAGGAGGUAACUCUAUCAAGCAUUUUGACAGAAUUAUGCCCCUUUUUCGACUUAGAAUUUACGUUAAAGUUUUUGUAAUAGUUCAAAUAUUUUCAAAGUCCAUUGACAUAUGGCUUUGAAACUUUGCACACUUGUUCACCAUCAUGACCCCAACCUGUAAACAGGAGGAGGUAACUCUAUCAAGCAUUUUUUUACUAUCAAGCACUAAGAAUAGUCGAGCGUUGCUGUCCUACCGACAGCUCUUGUUAUGAUAACCUAAUCAUAUUUUGGCAUAAUAUCCAUGAUGCACAAAUCUUAGUAUUGUUUGGUGAAAUAGGAAUUGUAUUUUCUUUCCCACAAAAUUCCCUUAAACAAUUUUUUUUAGGAACACAAAUUUGGUAAAUGAUGUUAAUAUUUGUUGCUGUUUUGUUGUUGUUUUUCAAGUAGAAAUAGAUGCUUGUUUAGAUCUCAGAAAGAGUUUAAUAAAAAAAUAAACUUAAAGAAAAAAGAAA